GCCUCAUUCCACCCAUUUCCCCUCUGCAGGAGGGCAACUGGAGGAGAAUGACUGGUAAACUCCAAACCAGCAACGUGACCAACAAGAAUGACCCGCGCUCGCUGAACUCCAGAGUCUUUAUCGGCAACCUCAACACGACCAUCGUCAAGAAGACCGACAUAGAGGUCAUCUUCGCCAAGUACGGCAAGAUAGUGGGCUGCUCCGUGCACAAAGGUUACGCCUUCGUACAGUACUUGAACGAGAGGAACGCCCGGGCAGCCGUGGCGGGAGAAAAUGCCCGAGUCAUCGCUGGACAGCCUCUCGACAUAAACAUGGCUGGCGAGCCGAAGCCGUACAGGCCCAAAGCCGGCCACAAGCGGCCGCUCUCAGCUGUUUACAGCGGCUAUGAAUUUGACUACGAGUACUACAGGGAUGAUUUCUACAGCCGGCUUUUUGACUAUCACGGCAGAGUGGCCCCCCCACCGAGGGCCGUGAUCCCCGUCAAACGCUCCAGGGUGCUCGCUCCGUCCUCCCGCCGCGGCAAGACCUCCUUCCCCAUCAAGACGACCUCCUCCUCCUCCUCUUCAUCCUCCAGACCUCCCACCUCCUCCCCCGGGCUCAAACCGGUGAAGACGAACCAGCUGCAGACCAUCAAGCGGGAGCUCACGCAGAUCAAGCUGAAGAUCGACUCUUUGCUGGGCCGCCUGGAGAAGAUCGAGAAGCAGCAGAGGGCCGAGUCCGAAGCUCAGAGGAAGUACGAGGACAACUGCGACUCCCUGCACGAGGAGUCCGUGUCAGAGACGGCGGAAAACUCCGGGGAGGAGGCGGGCGACGGCGCCCUGGACGUGAGGGCGGGAGAGAUGACCGACGGCGGCGAGACGACUACGACGAGGAGGGAACCACCAUCUGCUUUUCAAGACCAAGGUCAGAGGAACCGUCCUCGGUCUCAUAUAGAGAACCACGUAUCGGAUAUUGACAACUGAGAUCAGGACGAGGCAGCGGACACCCCGGGUCAGUGCUGUUAGAAAUCAUCAUCACCUUCCAGAGACAGAACGGGAUCUCUGGAGGAUCAGGACUCUCAUUCUGGACUGUAAAUUGUGUUCAAGGGAUGCUGAAUCACAUCUAGACGCCUAACUGCGCAGCUCAAAUCGAACCUGAACGCGCUCUCUAAAGAAAAUGUAUUCAAGACUCAUUUCAACGCGCCGGCCCGCUGGAUGUUCUGUGCGAGCUGUAUUCCAUCGCCAAGAGGCUGUAAUGUGCUAAUCCUGUCUGUGAAAAAAUAAAACGGAAGGGAACAAAAAAAAGGCUUUUAUUCUGAUGUCAUGAAUUGAAUUACGUAGGCAGAAGGGAACACGACGUUGAUGAUGAACCGUCGCUGCUUUGAAUCAAAUCUGUUUUUUGUUUUUUUCCCCCCCUUGAAUUUCAUGUUGCUCCAAAACCAAAAGAGACGGUCGGAAACAAUCUGCGAGCACCUGAAUGAUUUUCCCAAAACGAAUGAGACGUCGUCGUCCGGUUCGGGGGUUUGAGUCACGCACGAGCCAAACUUCAUCCGCUUGUCACGCAGCGCCGCCGCCGGUCAGGAGCCGACGCCCCUUCGCCCAUCUCCCACACUGAGUUCAUGUGGAAUAAACCAACGUGACACAGAGGCUGCAGCAUUAAAACAACCUGAUGAAGAUUACUUGCGUACGUGAUCGGUCGAACCUUUUAAAUGCGGCUCCUGCAGAAGGAUCUCAGCGAUCAUCUGCAGAAGGCCUCAAUUGCCGUUAUAUUUCAAUCACGCGUUUCCGGGUUGUUUUUCCUUAAAUUAGUUGUUUCAACCAAAAUGCACCAAAAAGUCUACUUGGAACGCGAGGUCGGGACACAAUUGACUCCAGUCAUAGAAAACAUUUCAGCAUUGGGAUUAUUUCAAACCACGAUGGAUGUGGACUGUUUUUUUUUUUUUUACCGUGGCCUUUUCUUUGUAUGUAAUUGGUCAAUGUUUUGAUCACGAUAAAAAAUAAUUCACCCUCAUUGGCCCAAAACCUGGGAAAAUAAAACGAAUCGUAUACAAAACAUUGUUUUAUGAUUUGGUUGAAACGACCUUUGGAACAGAGAAUUAAUUAUCAUUAUAAUUAUUUCAUGAACGCAUCAAACCUGGCAGGUCUGCCUGAAAAAAAAAAUGUAAACUCUCAUUCAAAAUAAGUGUCUGGUGAAUGAUGAUAAUGUGUAAUAUUUAGCACUAUUUUUGGAUACAAAAACAAUGUUUAUGGGAAAUGGCUCUGCUUCAUGUGUAUCUUCUUUGCUGGUAGUCUGUUAUUUACUAAGCUGUAUGGUGAUGUGUCAAAUAUUUUGCAAAAAUACCCCCCCCCAAAAACUCAUUGCUUUCAACUGUUGUAAUUUAUCUGGGUCACAAAUAUUUCAACUUGUUUAGUUUGCCUUGUACAUAAUCCUGCUCAUGUUUAUUUCACACUCUAAUCGGCUGAAAGAGACAUUUCAAAUAAAGCUGAAAAUAUAUACUGACAGUUUGUUGGCGUCGUUGCGGUUUAAACCAGAAUUGUGGUGUAACUGACAACUGCUGUAUAGAAAUGUACAUUUUUUUUGUAAAGAUAUUUUUAUCAGAAGGCAUGUUUACUGUAACUUUGUAUUUUCAGUUCAUGUAUAAAAAAAGAAACGGUAUAUAUCAAAACUGUUGUAAGGCUCAGACUCACCGCCAUUGUAGAUAAAUAUUUGUGUUCUUAUCAGUCAAAUGAAAUGUUUCUCAUAUGUUGAACUGUUCGAUGAUCGACACUUUAUUUUACAAAUAAAUAUGAACUGAAGGACAAAGA
Gasterosteus aculeatus aculeatus (three-spined stickleback) is the source of this 2783-nucleotide messenger RNA. NCBI's taxonomy places the organism in Eukaryota, Metazoa, Chordata, Actinopteri, Perciformes, Gasterosteidae. The record is from RefSeq and is a predicted model, not a curated record.